AUGAUUGGAUCAUCAAUUCAUUCAGUAGUAUUAAACUUUCAAAAGAUUGCAUUCAUUACAUGGACUGCAAUCAAGACAUAUCUCAAUGGACCCUAUUAUUCAUAUCUGGAGCUCAACCGUAACUUACAAUUGUUUGGAAAUGUUCGCAAACUUAGUGUCGAUGAUGAAGAUAUAGUUAACGAUUUGAACGGUAAGGUUUGCAUCAUAACGGGCGGCACUCGUGGCAUUGGCCUAGAAGUGGUCAAAACAUUGCUUAAGAAAGGCUGUCAUGUAAUCACCGGGUCAUCAGCUGAUGGACAGGAGAUCGAGAAACGACAUAAAGCCAUCGUUGACCAAUUGAGCGAUCAAUGUACCGGACAACUGGACAUAUGGCCGCUGGACUUGUCGUCGAUGGAUUCUGUGAUGCAGUUUAUCGACAAAUUUAAACAGUCCGGCCUUUCCGUAAACUAUUUAAUAUGUAACGGUGCCGUCAUGUUUGCACCGUUCAAGUUGACAGCCGACAACUUUGAGACACAUUUGGCGGUCAACUAUCUGAGCCAUUGUUUGCUUAUCGCACAACUCGUCGAUUCGUUGGCCGAGUCGGCCAAACAAAGCGGACACAAAUCGCGUAUAGUUUGUGUGUCGUCGGGAGCGCACAGGGCGUCUACAAUCAGAUUUCAGGACAUACACUGCGAACGACUGUUUUCCAUAUAUCAUGCCUAUGCCCAGUCAAAGUUGGCUCAAAUUAUGUUUGCCUAUAAAUUCAACGAAUGGCUAACGAAGACUACCCGUGCGGCCGAUGUAACUGCAGUGACGGUCAGCGGUGGCCAUCAAUUGUCCGAUUUUAUUACCAUAGCUUGUCUUCAUCCGGGUGUUUGUCGUACCGAUUUGAUGAAGGAAUUCAAUUUCUUUAACCUCAGACCUAUACAAUCGUUACCCAUAUUUAGAAACGCAGAGGAAGGAGCCGAGACCACCAUCUAUGCCACCCUAUCGUCUCAUAUGGAAGACAUCAGUGGUGUCUAUCUGGAGGACUGUCGGGUAACAAAAUCCAGUCAAAAAUCAUACGACAAACUGAUACAACAGCAACUGUGGACCACUACUUGGAAACUGUUAGAUAAAUGGACAAACAAUACCAUGCUUUAUGUUGUCAAUCAAUUUGCAGAUAACUCAACUGCUCCUCAACAAAAUAAUGACAAUCAACACCAUCAACAACAACAACAAGGUGAUCAACUUGAUAUUACAUAUUUGACUUAA
Oppia nitens is the source of this 1233-nucleotide messenger RNA. Its product is annotated as dehydrogenase/reductase SDR family member on chromosome X-like. NCBI's taxonomy places the organism in Eukaryota, Metazoa, Arthropoda, Arachnida, Sarcoptiformes, Oppiidae. The record is from RefSeq and is a predicted model, not a curated record. The coding region runs from base 1 to 1233 and encodes 410 amino acids. The transcript is spliced from 3 exons.